Molecule: messenger RNA, 1766 nt
Organism: Oldenlandia corymbosa var. corymbosa
Lineage: Eukaryota; Viridiplantae; Streptophyta; Magnoliopsida; Gentianales; Rubiaceae
Source: the annotation of a GenBank genome assembly
GUCCAUUCCAUUCCUUCUCCUUUCUCUCUGAUGACUGACUGACUGACUGAACGUUCUUCCUUUUCUCCACUUUUCUUUUUUCCUACUUUACUUUGCUCACCGCCGGUGGGUUCCUGAACAUAUUUUUCUCCCGGAAUUCUACGAAUCCUUUACCUUGUUUGAUUUAGGGUUCUGGUUAUUCUCCCUAUUAACACUAUCCCCGUUUAGCUUUAAGUGAGGAAUUCAGCUCCAAAGAAAAGAAAGAAAGAACACGAAGAAAUUGUCCAAUAUCAAACUCUAGGUAUUGCAUAGAAAUGCUGUAGGUGGGCCCCCCUGAUUCAUUGGGGCGGGGUUCGACGGUGAUUUUGAUCAUGUAUGGUCAAGGAUUUUCUGGAAGAAGGGAUGUUGCUGUCUCGGAUGGUGGUGGCGGUGGUGGUGGUGGUGGUGGCUGGAAAAGAUAGCUCUUAUUUACAAAACCGAUUGUAGUUGGAAAAGAAAAAAAAAAAAAAAAAAGGUCUACGGUGGUUGGAUAGGGUUUUAGAAGGAUGAUGAGAGGUGCUCAGUGAUAAUUUGAACUUCCUUGUUUUUUGGGGCUUUUUUCAUUUUGUGUGUUCUCCGUGCAAACUAUGAGUUUUGCGGACAUAAACAACAAUGAAGGAGGAGAAAGGGAAUGUAAGAGGCCACCAUUACCACCAGCUACGGUGGUUGCUCGGAAUUCGGUUGAGGGGGCGGCGUCUAGGAAUGGUUACAGAAUGGCAGCUUCUUCCCCACAGUUAUGCAUUGAUGGUAAGGUUCUUGUUGAUCCGAAACAACUGUUUAUUGGUUCCAAGAUUGGUGAGGGAGCUCAUGGAAAAGUUUACCAAGGAAGGUAUGGAGACCAAAUUGUUGCAAUAAAAGUUCUCAAUCAUGGCAAUAACUCUGAAGAAAGGACAUCUCUUGAAAGCCGAUUUGUCCGAGAAGUGACAAUGAUGUCCAGAGUUAAGCACGAAAAUCUUGUGAAGUUUAUUGGAGCUUGUAAAGAUCCCUUAAUGGUCAUAGUCACAGAGCUGUUACCUGGGAUGUCACUCCGGAAGUAUUUGGUCAGCAUUCGUCCACAGCAGUUGGAUCUUCAUGUGGCAUUGAAUUUUGCUCUUGACAUUGCUCGAGCCAUGGAUUGUUUGCAUGCAAAUGGGAUCAUUCAUAGAGAUCUAAAGCCUGAUAACUUGUUGCUUACAGCCAAUCAUAAGUCAGUGAAGCUUGCUGACUUUGGCCUUGCAAGGGAAGAAUCUGUCACUGAAAUGAUGACUGCUGAGACUGGUACAUAUCGCUGGAUGGCUCCUGAGUUGUACAGUACUGUUACCCUGCGUCAAGGGGAGAAGAAACAUUAUAAUAAUAAGGUAGAUGUUUACAGUUUUGGUAUUGUCCUGUGGGAACUGCUCACGAAUCGAAUGCCAUUUGAUGGAAUGUCAAAUUUGCAAGCUGCUUAUGCUGCCGCUUUUAAGCAAGAGAGGCCUUCUAUUCCUGAAGAUAUUCCCACAGACCUGGCUUUCAUCAUACGGUCUUGCUGGGUCGAGGACCCUAACCUGCGUCCUAGCUUUAGCCAGAUUAUCAGGAUGCUAAAUGAGUUUCUAUUCAAGCUCCCCCCUCCACCAGCAUCAUUGCCUGAACAACAAGCCGAGUCCAACGAGUCAACAACGGCUACAAGUAACACCAGCAGCAUUACAGAAUUUUCUGCUCGAGCUAGAGGGAAGUUCGCUUUCCUUCGACAGCUAUUUGCUGCGAAGAAGAGCAGAAACUUGCACUCAUAG